This is a messenger RNA of Acaulospora colombiana, 141 nucleotides long. Lineage: Eukaryota; Fungi; Glomeromycota; Glomeromycetes; Diversisporales; Acaulosporaceae. The record is from the annotation of a GenBank genome assembly.
GCAACGAUCACGGUAGCAAUCACGCGACAACAAGAAUGGCUUAUGAAGAAAGGAUCAGAAGAAGAAAAGAAGGAAGCAAACAGAAUGUUUAAGCAAUUUAAGCUUUAUUGCGGUCCUGAAAAGAUAAUCGAUAUAUGCCAG